Messenger RNA from Opisthorchis viverrini, 204 nucleotides. RefSeq lists its product as hypothetical. Lineage: Eukaryota; Metazoa; Platyhelminthes; Trematoda; Opisthorchiida; Opisthorchiidae. The coding region runs from base 1 to 204 and encodes 67 amino acids. The record is from RefSeq and is a predicted model, not a curated record. The transcript has a single exon.
AUGAAGGAAGGCUCAUGCGCUUUCCAAAUUGAAAUGCGACCCAUAGGUGCAGAUGACGUCCACCGUUGUGCUAUGCCUAAAGUCGUUGCCGAAGCAACGGUGUACCUAGUUGGUGGCAACAACCUAGCCCAAGAGGCCUUGUACGGUGGUGUAUUGGAGCCUGUUGACUGCUCCCGAGCUAGCUUGUUCUGUUACAUCGUUUGA